This is a messenger RNA of Microthlaspi erraticum, 1134 nucleotides long. The record is from the annotation of a GenBank genome assembly. NCBI's taxonomy places the organism in Eukaryota, Viridiplantae, Streptophyta, Magnoliopsida, Brassicales, Brassicaceae.
AUGCAAAUGGUCAAGGAUGUUCUAGCCAACAGUGAUAAAGUUUCAGAGGUCCUGAAGGAGUCUACUCAUCAGUUCAACCUGCUUACUUCACCCACCUUCCUACCAAAGGUCAAGGAUCAAGGGAAAUUCACUCUCCCUUGCACACUUGGGCAUCUUGAGAUUGACAAUGCCUUAGUGGAUUCUGGAGCAAGCAUCAAUCUGAUCUCUCUCUCCAUGGCAGAGAAGCUAGGCAUUGCUGGAGCCUUGCAGCGCCCUACUACUUCAAUCAUGUUUGGAGAUGCAACUUCUAAGUCUCCUCUUGGAGUGUUCAAGAACUAUCACUUGAAAAUUGGAGAAUGCAUCAUCCAAACUGAUCUCACUGUGAUGGAAAUGGAAGAAGAGAAGGAUUACCUCUGUUAUUGGGAACCUUUCCUUAGUACAGUUGGCGCUUCAAUAGACUUUCACAAGCAAGAAGUGAUCCUUCACAAGGUUGUGAAGGAAAGGGUUGACAAAGAACCAAGAGUUGGGAAGGAUAAGGUUGAGAGAGGACCAAGGAUUGAGAAGCCACGUCUUGAGAGGGCUAGAGUUGAGAAACCACGAAGGGCUCUAAAAGAAGGGGAGGAUGUAGCCUCUAAGGCAAGACCAGGGGAUAAAAGAAAAGAUCCACCAGCUCAGGCCCCUUCAUUCAAGCCAUCUCAGCUCACAAUGACUUUGUUCCCCACCAAGUUUGAAAAUGGGAAGAUUGAGUACAAGAUAAGGUACAAGGGGAGAUCAAGGCCAUUCUCUAGAGCCAAAGCCUUGGUGACUUCAGAACAAUCCAGGGACCCAUCCAAGCUAAAGGAGCUUCUGUCUCAAGUCCUCACUAUCACCCUUGAUGCUAAGUUUAGGUGUCAAGGAAGCCAGCUCGACCGACAGCUCGAUCGAGCUAGAAACCAGGGCAACUCGAUCGAGCUCCACAACUCGACCAGGUCUUUUGGAGCAUUCUGGAGCAUAUGGGACGUGAGGAGCAUGGAGGGACUUGGCACAUGGACGCAGCUCAACUGGAUACGCAAAGGAAGAAGGAGAAGCCAUCUUGAAGACCAGCUCGACCGUCUACUCGACCAACCGGUCGAGUUCCUCAACUCGACCGGCCAAGCUUCAACUCGAUCGAGCUGA